Messenger RNA from Esox lucius (northern pike), 1163 nucleotides. RefSeq lists its product as uncharacterized. The record is from RefSeq and is a predicted model, not a curated record. Lineage: Eukaryota; Metazoa; Chordata; Actinopteri; Esociformes; Esocidae. The transcript is spliced from 14 exons. The annotation marks the transcript as partial.
AGAAAGAGAUGACAAUGACUUUGGGACUGCUCCUCAUCCUUUUGUUCCUACUAACAGGUGUCAGUGGAGACACUUGUUCUCUGUACACCAGAGUGGGAGAUACUGUAAGUCUGUCAUGUACCAAUGUGGUUUAUCCAAACUGCUCCUCAACUACAUGGACCUAUCACAGAACUGGAUUACGGAGUGCUAUUGAAGAGGUUGGACAUGGGAAGAUUAACACUAACUCAAAGAGAGCAGACAGACUGAAAGUGGGGUCUGACUGUUCUCUACAUGUUCGUGAUGUCAGAGGACAUACAGCCUCUACUGCAGGGACAACAAUGCCAGUCACCUCCACAUCUUCUAUUGGACAUACAGCCUCUACUGCAGGGACUACAAUGCCAGUCACCUCCACAUCUUCUAUUGGACAUACAGCCUCUACUGCAGGGACAACAAUGCCAGUCACCUCCACAUCUUCUAUUGGACAUACAGCCUCUACUGCAGGGACAACAAUGCCAGUCACCUCCACAUCUUCUAUUGGAAGUACAGCCUCUACUUCAGCACCAGUCUCAUCAGCCACCGCCCCGUCUUCAACUGACACUUCUUAUCAAACAACUGUGAGUUCUGUCAGGACAACCACCCAGCAGCAAUUAAAAACUGGUUCUCCUCCAACACAGAACAUCCCUGUUGUUGUGGGAGUGUCUGUGGGAGUGUUUGUGGCAGUUUCCAUAUCCGUCAUUGUCGCUGUCAUCAUAUUACACAGGAGAACCAAGAUUCAAAUGACAAAUGAUGUCAGCCUUGGUCUUAAUGCAAUAAAUCACUCCACCCCACCAGACAAUGAAGACAGGAGUCAACCUGCUGGCAGUAUCACCUAUGCCUCCAUCAACCACGUAGACCAAAAUCCCCACCAGAGAGUUGUCGCCCAUGGUGAGAAUGCAGUGACCUACGCCUCAGUUAUGACCUCUACUGACAGAGGAAGAAACACAAAGAACCCUGCUGACCCAACUCCUUUUAUUCUACUAUCAAUGCACCUCAGGGGAGUUAAGCCAUACAAAUCGUCACAAUGCAUUUCCACGUUGAUGCCGAGUGUCCAUCGACUUCAAAUGGGGCUGCUUACAACAGUUUCUUUCAGUGCUCCGAAAGUAGAUGGUGAUUGGAUAAAUGCUGCGAUUAUGUCCCGCCCACGG